AUGGCCACAACCCCACUUUCCAGCUUCCGUUCUCCGGCCGUUUCCCCGGUUGUCUGCUCCGCUUCUUCCCGGUCAAACCACCAGAAAGGAGGAGGAUCCUCCAACUGGUGGACCCCACUCUUCGGGUGGUCCUCCGAUCCGGACUACAUUGUGAAUCCGGGCUCCAAGAACGGCGACCCGGUUCAUCCCCAGAAGGAAGACGGCGUCCAGCGGCCCACCAGAUCUACAAAGUUUGGUGUGGGUUGUUUUACCGAAGAGAAGGCCAAGGAGCUGCGCAAAAAGACAUCGGAGACCUCCAACUUCCACGAUAUUAUGUACCACUCUGCCAUCGCUUCCCGGCUCGCAUCUGAUGUCUAUGGACGUCAAGGCAGCUAA
Oldenlandia corymbosa var. corymbosa is the source of this 375-nucleotide messenger RNA. The record is from the annotation of a GenBank genome assembly. Lineage: Eukaryota; Viridiplantae; Streptophyta; Magnoliopsida; Gentianales; Rubiaceae.